GUCUUUGGGCCUCCCAGAGGCGGGGCCCCUGAAGCCUGUGAUUUGUCAGGGAAAUCUCAGCCACCUGCUCCCCUCAUGCAAAUGACCCAAGCCCCUGGCAGCUGCUCCUUAGGCCUCCAAGUCUAAGCCCUGUCUUCCCUCUCUGAGCUUUUGCUGAGACUUAGGGCCGCCUGCUUUCUCUCUGACUCCUGCUUUCACAGCUGCAAGAGGGCAAGGAGGGGGCUAGACCCCAGCCUGGGAGCAGGGUGCGGGGCUUCCCUUGCCCACCCACAACAGGAGCAGACCUGUCCAUCAUUCUCUGUGGGUCCCCUGUACCUUUCUCCCCCCACAGGAUCAGACCCAGAGGCAGCUGGUUGGGGUUUGUUGACAAGAAGGAUUAUCCAGAUCAGUCCUUUCUAAUCUCAGCUCCUGCCUGCACCCUCCCAUACUCACCAAACCCUCUUCCCCACCACCCUGAGCUAAGGAGCACAGUUUGAGGCCCCCGCAACCCCCCACCGGUCGGGGCUAGGCCAGGCCAGCUCCUCUGGCAGCAGAGCCUGGGCAGGUGACGGGCAGGCGCAAGCAUCGCAGCUGAGGGAGUAAGGAGGCUCCCAGGAACCGGAGCUGGAAACCUGGCCGAGGUCCAGCCAGAGCCCAAGAGCCAGAGCUACCCCUCGACCUGUCAGCCAUGGGGGAGAUGGAGCAACUGCGUCAGGAAGCGGAGCAGCUCAAGAAGCAGAUUGCAGAUGCCAGGAAAGCCUGUGCUGACGUUACUCUGGCAGAGCUGGUGUCUGGCCUAGAGGUAGCGGGACGAGUCCAGAUGCGGACGCGGCGGACGUUAAGGGGGCACCUGGCCAAGAUCUAUGCCAUGCACUGGGCCACUGACUCCAAGCUGCUGGUAAGUGCCUCGCAAGAUGGGAAGCUGAUCGUGUGGGACAGCUACACCACCAACAAGGUGCACGCCAUCCCACUGCGCUCCUCCUGGGUGAUGACCUGUGCCUAUGCCCCAUCAGGGAACUUUGUGGCAUGUGGAGGGCUGGACAACAUGUGUUCCAUCUACAACCUCAAAUCCCGUGAGGGCAAUGUCAAGGUCAGCCGGGAGCUUUCUGCUCACACAGGUUAUCUCUCCUGCUGCCGCUUCCUGGAUGACAACAAUAUUGUGACCAGCUCGGGGGACACCACGUGUGCCUUGUGGGACAUUGAGACUGGGCAGCAGAAGACUGUAUUUGUGGGACACACGGGUGACUGCAUGAGCCUGGCUGUGUCUCCUGACUUCAAUCUCUUCAUUUCGGGGGCCUGUGAUGCCAGCGCCAAGCUCUGGGAUGUGCGAGAGGGGACCUGCCGUCAGACUUUCACUGGCCACGAGUCGGACAUCAACGCCAUCUGUUUCUUCCCCAAUGGAGAGGCCAUCUGUACGGGCUCGGAUGAUGCUUCCUGCCGCUUGUUUGACCUGCGGGCAGACCAGGAGCUGAUCUGCUUCUCCCAUGAGAGCAUCAUCUGCGGCAUCACGUCCGUGGCCUUCUCCCUCAGUGGCCGCCUGCUAUUCGCUGGCUACGACGACUUCAACUGCAAUGUCUGGGACUCCAUGAAGUCCGAGCGUGUGGGCAUCCUCUCUGGCCACGACAACAGGGUCAGCUGCCUGGGAGUCACAGCUGAUGGGAUGGCUGUGGCCACAGGUUCCUGGGACAGCUUCCUCAAAAUCUGGAACUGAGGAGGCUAGAGAAAGGGAAGCGGAAGGCAAUGAAGACACUCAGCGGCCCCUCCCCGACCCCAUCUCAUUCAGGUGUUCUCUUCUAUAUUCCAGGUGCCAUUCCCACUAAGUUUUCUCCUUUGAGGGCAGUGGGGAGCAUGGGGACUCUGCCUUUGGGAGGAAGCAUCAGGGACACAGGGGCAAAGAACUGCCCCAUCUCCUCCCAUGGCCUUCCCUCCCCACGGUCCUCACAGCCUCUCCCUUAAUGAGCAAGGACAACCAGCCCCUCCCCAGCCCUUUGCAGGCCCAGCAGACUUCAGUCUGAGGCCCCAGGCCCUAGGAUUCCUCCCCCGGAGCCACGACCUUUGUCCAGACCUGGGUGGUAUAGGCGUUUGGCCCUGUGACUAUGGCUCUGGCACCACUAGAGUCCUGGUCCUCUUCUUAUUUAUGCUUUCUCCUUUUUCUACCUUUUUUUCUCUCCUAAGACAACUGCAAUAAAGUGUAGCACCCUGGUA
Rhinopithecus roxellana (golden snub-nosed monkey) is the source of this 2184-nucleotide messenger RNA. RefSeq names its product G protein subunit beta 3 (gene GNB3). NCBI's taxonomy places the organism in Eukaryota, Metazoa, Chordata, Mammalia, Primates, Cercopithecidae. The transcript has 11 exons. Gene Ontology annotation, molecular function: protein binding; signaling receptor complex adaptor activity. Gene Ontology annotation, biological process: G protein-coupled receptor signaling pathway. The record is from RefSeq and is a predicted model, not a curated record. Gene Ontology annotation, cellular component: cytoplasm; heterotrimeric G-protein complex. The coding region runs from base 668 to 1690 and encodes 340 amino acids.